UCGUCGUCGUGCGUGGUGUUUGCAGGGAAUUAUUAUUCCGCAAAAUCUCUGCUGCUAUAUAUAAUUGUGUAUACGAUUCACGCGUGGCAAAUCUUCGCUGGAGUUAGCCGUCGCGUCUGCAGUGUCGUGGCCGAGUCGUCAAAGGCCGCACCUCGCUCGAUCGCUCAUAUUCACACAAUAUAGCAUACGCAUCCCUCAUAAUAAUUGAGUGUCCGUAGCAGGCGAUUGCGAAUAAUAUUAAACAUAUCAUCAAAACAAGUCCGCGCUUGACGUACGUACUGGCGCGUACAAAACGUCUCUUUACAUGUACGCACGGAGAUCAUAUCCACGGUGUUGUGUGCGAGUGCGUAAGUAAUCGGUGCUGCGUAUAUAUGUGAGAAUAUCCCUCUCUCAAUUACAACCGCUCGACACGACUUUAUAAUAAUUAUUAUAUUAUAUACAUUACGCGUCAAACUCGUUCUCGUUGCGCGCCGCACAUACCAAGGGAGCAGCUCCGAGUGCUUGUGCGCGAAAGGAGAAGAGGAAAAAAAAUCCGCUAUCGAUAAGGCAUCAAUCUCUCGCUCAGCGAUAAUAUUAUAGAAUAAAAUAUCGAAGCUGAAGGAGGCACCGAGCGUGUCGUUUUCCUCGCGAAUUUCCACGUCGUCGGCCGACGAAGUGCAGACUGUACGCGACGGAGGAAGAGGAGGCUCGUCAACGUCCCAAUGGCGCACGGCGCCACAGGAUCGUCGUCCACCAGGUACAUCGUCGUCGUCCGCAGCGGUUACUCGACUAUCAGAGGAUAGUAUUAGCGAUACGUCAUCGGGCUCGUCGACGACCCGACCGGGAUUAUCCAAGUAUAUCAGGGCGCACAUGCCGCGUGCCAUGAGGCAGCGUACCAACAACAUGGACACGGAAAAGCGCGACUUUUGCUGGCAAUGCAUAAGGAUAUGCAAAUGGUUCCCAGUGCUCUUCAUCCUGACUAUCACGGCCUGGUCGUAUUACGCUUUCGUCGUACCAUUUUGCAUGAACAUGGUCUCUAACAAAGUUGCUCAAGCCAUCUACCUAAUUGUUUUCCACAUAUUCUUCAUUUUAUUAAUAUGGUCUUAUUGGAAAACAGUAGCAACAAAUUUAAUCAAAAUUCCAGAAAAGUUCAUACUUCAACAAGACUCGCUUGACAGAAUGCAAGCUUUAAUAGGAAAUAAUGACGCUAUGAGUGAAGUUUUAAAUGAUUAUGCUAAAGAUUUGCCAGUAGUAACAAGAACCAUUAAAGGAGAAAUUAGAUUUUGUGAAUAUUGUAAAAUAAUUAAACCUGACAGAUGCCACCAUUGCAGUGUGUGCAGCCAAUGUGUUCUCAAAAUGGACCAUCAUUGUCCCUGGGUGAAUAAUUGUGUAGGCUUCCACAAUUACAAAUUCUUCAUCUUAUUUUUGGGCUAUGCUACAUUAUACACCUUAUUUAUUUCUCUUACAACUUUGGAACAUUUUAUAAUAUUCUUCAAAAAUUCUUUUGGUCAACAGGUAAAACAAUCGGGGCCUGGAACAUUUCAUGUAAUCUUUUUAUUCAUUGUUGCUGGGAUGUUUUUCCUUAGUUUAAGCUCUCUUUUUUUCUACCACUGUUUCCUUACACUGAAAAACAGAACAACUUUAGAGGCCUUUAGACACCCAGUUUUCCGUUCAGGAAAAGAUAGGAAUGGUUUCAGUCUUGGAAAACUGAAUAAUUUCCAAGAAGUUUUUGGAGAUACUCCACGUUUAUGGUUCCUGCCAAUUUUCACCAGCCUCGGAAAUGGCUGGAUCUUUCCGAUACGCCAAGUCGAGGGGGCUUCCAAUACGUACGACUCGAUGGGAAAUACUCAAAACAGUUUUGGUGAUGGCGUGUCAUUUCCCGAGCGUCAAUUCGACGAGGACCAGCACACAUUGCUGGGCGUCGAGACGCACCGAGCCUGGCCGAACGGCGGCACAGCAGCUGAUGAGACCGAACUCGACUCGCCGACUAUUAUGACGGGCUCGCAAGCAGUACUGCUGCCAUAGCUCCUAUAUCAGCGGGAUAUUCAAACGAACAUUUUGUUCCAAGCAGUCAUACUCUAGUUUAGCCCAAGUAAAUUUCAAGCAAUAUGAACGCCCAGGAUCUGUUCCAGAGAACGAAGAAUAUGCAUUAAUGACAAAGUAAAUAUAUCUUUUGUAAAAGCGCAAAAAUCAAUGCAUAUUGGAUAUAAAUUUUAUGUAAACUAAUAUUUAAGACGUCGAAUAAUUCGUUACCAUUUAAUUAUAGUUUAUUUGCAAAAAAUAUUCAAAUUUAAAAAAAAAAUUUUUUCGAAUUGAGAUUAUGCCAAUCUUGAUUUAUAUAAACAAUAGGAAAUGGCUGUAAUCGAUUAAAAAAAAAAAAAAAAAAACAAAAAAAAACAGUAAGUUAUGCGCAGAGAAAAGCCAAAAAUAACUAUAUGUUAGCGGCAUUAACAAUUUUUUUCUGUCUUGACUUAUCCUUUACUUUGUACUUAACUAUGAUGCCUUUUCUCUUAUUAGUUUUUGAAACGUUUUUACGUAGUGAUAAAAACUACGAUUUUUAAAAAAAAAUAUCAAAAUCACAGAAAAAAUGCAAAUUAAAAAGUAACUUUAAUAACAUUUAUCACUGUUUUUAUAUAACGGUAUACACACUGCUGAACACGCUCAUUCGCUACUUACUUUGCGUUAUGUUUUAUUUCAUUAUUAUUUAAUGUAUUAAUUUGUAUAUUGUUAUUUUAUAACAAUUAAAUUUGUAUUGAACUGAUGCGAGAAAUGUUACGACUUUCUUAUAUUCAUAAACAUGCGAAGCCAAAACUCGAUUCGUUCCCUCAAUGCCUGAUUGUAAAAAUGAGCUUACGAACGAUGUUACGGACAUAGUAUGUAAACUUAUCAAUUUUUUAUUGAAAGAGAUAAUAAAAUUGAUGAGCAAUCAAACACAAUUGA
Trichogramma pretiosum is the source of this 2919-nucleotide messenger RNA. Its product is annotated as palmitoyltransferase ZDHHC15-like. Lineage: Eukaryota; Metazoa; Arthropoda; Insecta; Hymenoptera; Trichogrammatidae. Gene Ontology annotation, cellular component: endoplasmic reticulum; Golgi apparatus. The record is from RefSeq and is a predicted model, not a curated record. The coding region runs from base 850 to 2004 and encodes 384 amino acids. Gene Ontology annotation, molecular function: protein-cysteine S-palmitoyltransferase activity. The transcript is spliced from 10 exons. Gene Ontology annotation, biological process: peptidyl-L-cysteine S-palmitoylation; protein targeting to membrane.